GGUGAAACCAAAGCCAAAUUGAAUAAUGAUCCAGGCAGUUGUUGUUGUAAUGGUUUUCUUUACUAUAUCACUAUGGGUUGCGGUCUUAGUUGGCUUGUCGGAGGUAUGAACCGUAGCGACAUUCGUGCAAGACAUAAUAUUGAAGGGAGUUGUCUCGGUGACCAUUGUACUCAUUGUUGUUGUUGUUUAUGUGCCUUGGUUCAAGAACAUCGUGAAGUUCAUACAAAUUAA
Messenger RNA from Dentiscutata heterogama, 231 nucleotides. NCBI's taxonomy places the organism in Eukaryota, Fungi, Glomeromycota, Glomeromycetes, Diversisporales, Gigasporaceae. The record is from the annotation of a GenBank genome assembly.